AUGUCACCUGAAACUCUUUUGGUUUGUUUUAAGGAGCUGCAAAAGCCUGAAACUAUUGGUCGGACCUUCAUAUCUCCAGCUAUUGCGGGACAAGAUUUUGCCAGAUCAGAAGGUUUGCUGACUUUUGAACCUGGACAAAGAAAUAAGUUUCUGGAUGUGACCCUUACUCCAAAGACAGCAUCAUUAAACCCAUUUCCUAAACGCUUCCAGGUUGUGCUUUCUAAUCCCACAGGAGGUGCCAGAGUAGAUGAUGUCUAUGGUGUUGCUAAUGUCACCAUUGUCUCAGAUGUGGGCUCUUUGCCAUUCUGGAUGCUGAUUGAUCAACUGCAUCAGCCUCUUGAUGACACAAUUUUACAAAGAGUCCUUCAGAAUCUGAAUGUCAAGGUGGCUACAGAAACAACUGAAGAACAGCUUACUGCUGUGAUGCACGUAAUAGAUAAGGUUACAGAUAUAGGUGAAAAACAUUUACUCACUGGUAAAAGUAGAAGUUUUUUCUAUGAGAUACUCUGUGCUCUCGCUAGUCCAAAACGCAAGGAUACACGAGGAUAUAGCCUGCUUGCUGAGGUGACUGAGAAGUUUGCUUUUUCUUUGCUGACUGAGAUAAUGUGUGGAUCACCAGGGGAGAGAGGCAAAAAUAUCCUUGAUAGCUGUCCAUACAUUGCAAUAGUGGCUCACAACUGGUAUCCUCAGCAAAUCAAUGGACACAGAUUUGAUGGAAGAGAUGGGGAUUCUAUUCAAGUGCCUGAGCAUUUAUUAAAGGUCUCUGUUGUAUUAUCUCCUCCCCAAGAAGAGAAUUGUGAAUCUAUACAGUUCACAGAAUACAGCAGUCAGCAGUGGUUUCUCACUGGAGAUAAAGAACUUGCCCUAAAGAACAAGGUUUUCUCUAUGAGUUUAAAGAGUCAGAGCUCACACCCUUUGAAAGACAGCAAUGAAGUAAUGUAUCGGAUUUAUGCUUCAGGAAGUCGGAUUGUUCCACAGAAGUCUCUAUGUCUCCUUUGGAAUCAGGCUUCAGAAAG
Messenger RNA from Meleagris gallopavo (turkey), 1016 nucleotides. NCBI's taxonomy places the organism in Eukaryota, Metazoa, Chordata, Aves, Galliformes, Phasianidae. The record is from RefSeq and is a predicted model, not a curated record.